AUGAGCCACCCCCAAGACGAAGUGCACCGGCACUCCCUUUCAGACCCGUCAUCCUUCUGGGCGCAUCAGGCGGAACAUCUCUACUGGCACAAGAAACCUAACUCAAUCCUAACGCAGACAACGAAAUCGCUCAAGAGCGAGACUGAGCAUCCGCACUGGGAAUGGUUUGCGGGUGGCGAGAUCUCGACGUGCUAUAACUGCGUGGACCGGCACGUUUUGGCGGGGCAUGGGCACCAGCCAGCGGUAUACUACGAUAGUCCUGUCACAGGGACGAAACGGACCAUCACGUAUGCGCAGUUGCUGGAUGAGGUGGAGGUGCUGGCGGGGGUGUUGAGGGAGGAGGGCGUGGGGAAGGGGGAUGUGGUGUUGGUGUAUAUGCCCAUGAUCCCCGCGGCCCUGAUCGGCAUCCUAGCCAUCAACCGUCUAGGCGCCCUCCACGCCGUUGUCUUCGGCGGCUUCGCGGCAGCUUCUUUGGCGCAGCGCAUCGAGGCCUCGCGCCCCGUAGCUAUCCUCACGGCGUCGUGUGGCAUCGAUGGGGCAAAGGGGCCAAUGAGCUACCAGCCGUUUAUCCGAGAGGCCGUGGCGCUGACCAAGCAUAAGCCGAGCCGGGUGCUGGUGUGGCAGCGGGAGCAGCUGCGAUGGGGCCGCCUGGAGAAGGCGAAGGGGGAAAGGAAUUGGUUCAAGUUAGUGAGAAGUGCACGAGCGAGGGGCGUCAGGGCCGAGUGCGUGCCGGUUGGGGCUAGUGAGGGAGUGUAUAUCAUAUAUACCUCGGGCACGACGGGGACACCGAAGGGAGUGGUGAGAGAUGCAGGGGGUCAUGCUGUCGGGCUGCAUCUUUCUAUAAGCUAUCUUUUUGGCGUCCACGGGCCGGGCGAUUGCAUAUUCACAGCGAGUGACAUAGGCUGGGUCGUGGGACAUUCCUAUAUCCUCUACGCGCCCCUUCUCACCGGUGCCGCGACAGUCCUGUUCGAAGGAAAGCCGGUGGGAACACCCGAUAGCUCGACCUUUUGGCGCAUCAUCCGGGACUACAAAGUAACGAGUCUGUUCACAGCGCCCACGGCACUACGGGCGAUAAAACGGGACGACCCGGAAAACAAGUUCCUGAAGCGAAUCGGCGAGGAUGGCGGACUGAAUUCUCUAAAGGCACUCUUUCUCGCCGGCGAAAGAUCAGAACCGUCUAUCAUCACCAUGUACCAGGAGCUCCUGCAGAAAUACGGAGCGCCAGGUGCAACAGUCAUCGACAACUGGUGGUCUUCCGAGUCGGGCUCGCCCAUCUCUGGAAUCAGUCUAGUUCCCCAUGCCGGGAAGGACAGGAAGACUGAGGCCCGAGAUCAUCGGCCACUUGGCGUGAAGCCAGGAAGUGCCGGUAAGGCCAUGCCGGGUUUUGACGUUAGGGUUGUGGACGAUGAGGGGACCGAGCUGGAAAGGGGCAAGAUGGGGAAUAUUGUCAUGGCGAUCCCUUUGGCCCCGACUGGGUUUCGGACUCUGUGGGAGGAUGAGGAGAGAUUUCAUAAGGGUUAUCUGAAGCGGUUCGAUGGGAAGUGGCUCGACACGGGAGAUGCUGGCAUGAUCGACGCCGAUGGCUACAUCAGCAUUAUGAGCCGGAGCGAUGACUUGAUCAACACAGCCGGUCAUCGACUAUCGACCGGCGCUAUCGAACAAGCAAUUACAAGCCAUCCCCUCGUCGCAGAAGCCAGCGUGAUCCCCAUCCCAGAUGCCCUCAAAGGUCAACUGCCCUUCGCUUUCGUCACGCUCUCCGUACCCGACCACCCUUCAUCAGCCGUGCCCGACUCCAAACUUGCCGAGGAAAUCCAGAAGCAGGUGCGCAGCCAGAUCGGCGGCAUUGCGACGCUCGGCGGCAUCAUUCAAGGGAAGGGAAUGAUUCCCAAGACGAGGUCGGGAAAGACUUUAAGGAGGGUAUUGCGGGAGCUCGUGGAGAAUGCGGUACAUGGCGAGUUUGAGAAGGAGGUGCAGUGGCCGGCUACGAUUGAGGAUCUGGCGGUCAUUGAAGUGGCUAGGGCGAAAGUGGCCGAGUACUUUAGGGUGAAGGGGAGGACGCAUAGAGCAAUUGAGGAGAGGGCUAAGCUGUAA
Pseudomassariella vexata is the source of this 2091-nucleotide messenger RNA. Its product is annotated as AMP-binding enzyme. The coding region runs from base 1 to 2091 and encodes 696 amino acids. The record is from RefSeq and is a predicted model, not a curated record. The transcript is spliced from 6 exons. Lineage: Eukaryota; Fungi; Ascomycota; Sordariomycetes; Amphisphaeriales; Pseudomassariaceae.